ACGCGGUGACGUCACGCGCCGGCGCGGGCGACGUACCUGUCGGGCUCCGGACUUCUGCAGCUUCUCUUCCAGUUCUGCGGGUUAGGGUCAGUCGGGUCCGGAACUCACAGUCGCUUUCUCAGUCCUCGGCUGCUCGAGGUCCGCGGCGGGCUGGAGGAUGAGGCGGGAAGGGGCGGAGACUUGAGAGCCGUCCUACUUUCCUGCCGAGUUGCAGCAAGGGUUUAGGGCUAGUCUAGAGAGGGAAGUGUGGUUGGAGGCUUUUAUUUUCAGUUCGGGGCAGGUGGACUCCAGGGCCCUGCGCAGCCCGGGGGUUGAUGCUGCUCGUGUGUUGGAAGGAGGACCCACGAAAACAAACCUCCCCAAAGUACCACCUGGCCACAUUUACGUAACCCAUCCACUAGACAGCCCAGGGUACCCGGAGUCUGUCCCGCCCUGUCGGGGUGAAGCUCCCAGGGCGCCUGGCUUUUAGAUCUCAAACAGAUGCAGAGUCCACAGGCAGCGGAGGAAGCAGCCACCGACUUUGCUAUGCCUCUAAGCUGUGAGAUAAUCAGACAGCUAAAUGGAGUCUGAGCAGCUGUUCCAUAGAGGUUACUGUAGAAACAGCUACAACAGCAUAACGAGUGCAAGUAGUGAUGAGGAGCUGUUAGAUGGAGCAGGUGUGAUUAUGGACUUUCACACUUCUGAAGAUGACAAUUUGUUAGAUGGUGACACAGCAGUGGGAACUCAUUAUACAAUGACAAAUGGGGGCAGCAUUAAUAGCUCUACACACUUACUGGAUCUUUUGGAUGAACCAAUCCCAGGUGUUGGGACAUAUGAUGAUUUCCACACCAUCGACUGGGUGCGAGAGAAGUGUAAAGAUAGAGAAAGGCAUAGGCGGAUCAACAGUAAAAAAAAAGAAUCAGCAUGGGAAAUGACAAAAAGUUUGUAUGAUGCCUGGUCGGGAUGGCUCGUAGUAACACUGACAGGACUGGCAUCAGGGGCACUGGCUGGAUUAAUAGACAUUGCUGCUGACUGGAUGACUGACUUAAAGGAGGGCAUUUGCCUCAGUGCAUUGUGGUAUAACCAUGAACAGUGUUGUUGGGGGUCUAAUGAAGCAACAUUUGAAGAGAGAGAUAAAUGUCCGCAGUGGAAAACAUGGGCAGAGUUAAUCAUAGGUCAAGCAGAGGGUCCAGGUUCUUACAUCAUGAACUACAUAAUGUACAUCUUCUGGGCCUUGAGUUUUGCCUUUCUUGCAGUGUCCUUGGUAAAGGUUUUUGCUCCAUAUGCCUGUGGCUCUGGAAUUCCAGAGAUUAAAACUAUUUUGAGUGGAUUCAUCAUCAGAGGUUACUUGGGAAAAUGGACCUUAAUGAUCAAAACCAUCACAUUAGUACUGGCUGUGGCAUCAGGUUUGAGUUUAGGAAAAGAAGGCCCCCUGGUACAUGUUGCCUGUUGCUGUGGAAAUAUCUUUUCCUACCUCUUUCCAAAGUAUAGCACAAAUGAAGCUAAAAAGAGGGAGGUGCUGUCAGCUGCCUCAGCUGCAGGUGUUUCUGUAGCUUUUGGUGCACCAAUUGGAGGAGUCCUUUUUAGUCUGGAGGAGGUUAGCUAUUAUUUUCCUCUCAAAACUUUAUGGAGAUCAUUUUUUGCUGCUUUGGUGGCUGCAUUUGUUUUGAGAUCCAUCAAUCCAUUUGGUAACAGCCGCCUGGUCCUUUUUUAUGUGGAGUAUCAUACACCAUGGUACCUUUUUGAACUGUUCCCUUUUAUUCUCCUAGGGGUAUUUGGAGGGCUUUGGGGAGCCUUUUUCAUUAGGGCAAAUAUUGCCUGGUGUCGUCGACGCAAAUCCACCAAAUUUGGAAAGUAUCCUGUUCUUGAAGUCAUUAUUGUCGCAGCCAUCACAGCUGUGGUAGCCUUCCCCAAUCCAUACACUAGGCUCAACACCAGUGAACUGAUUAAAGAGCUCUUCACAGACUGUGGCCCAUUGGAAUCCUCUUCGCUUUGUGACUACAGAAAUGACAUGAAUGCCAGUAAAAUUGUCGAUGAUAUUCCCGAUCGCCCAGCAGGCGUUGGAGUAUAUUCAGCUAUUUGGCAGCUAUGCCUGGCACUCAUAUUUAAAAUAAUAAUGACAGUAUUCACUUUUGGCAUCAAGGUUCCAUCUGGCUUGUUCAUCCCUAGCAUGGCCAUUGGCGCAAUUGCAGGGAGAAUUGUGGGGAUUGCCGUGGAGCAGCUUGCCUACUAUCACCAUGACUGGUUCAUCUUCAAGGAGUGGUGUGAGGUUGGGGCUGACUGCAUCACACCCGGUCUCUAUGCCAUGGUUGGUGCUGCUGCGUGCUUAGGUGGUGUGACAAGAAUGACUGUCUCCCUCGUGGUUAUUGUUUUUGAGCUUACUGGAGGCUUGGAGUAUAUUGUUCCCCUUAUGGCUGCAGUAAUGACCAGUAAAUGGGUUGGUGAUGCCUUUGGUAGGGAAGGCAUUUAUGAAGCACACAUCCGAUUAAAUGGGUACCCUUUCUUGGAUGCAAAAGAAGAAUUCACUCAUACCACACUUGCUGCUGAUGUCAUGAGACCGCGAAGAAAUGAUCCUCCCUUAGCCGUCUUGACCCAGGACAAUAUGACAGUAGAUGACAUAGAAAACAUGAUUAAUGAAACCAGCUACAAUGGCUUUCCUGUCAUAAUGUCAAAAGAAUCUCAGAGAUUAGUGGGAUUUGCCCUCAGAAGAGACCUGACAAUUGCAAUAGAAAGCGCCAGAAAAAAACAAGAAGGUAUCGUUGGCAGUUCUCGGGUGUGUUUUGCACAGCAUACCCCAUCUCUUCCAGCAGAAAGCCCUCGGCCACUAAAAUUGCGAAGCAUCCUUGACAUGAGCCCUUUUACAGUGACAGACCAUACCCCGAUGGAGAUUGUGGUAGACAUCUUCCGAAAGCUGGGUCUCAGGCAGUGCCUUGUAACUCACAAUGGGAUUGUCUUGGGGAUCAUCACAAAGAAGAACAUUUUAGAGCAUCUCGAGCAACUAAAGCAGCACGUGGAACCCUUGGCGCCUCCUUGGCAUCAUAACAAAAAAAGAUAUCCUCCGUCAUAUGGCCCAGACGGCAAACCAAGACCCCGCUUCAAUAAUGUUCAACUGAAUCCUGUAGAUGAGGAGAGAGAAGAAGCAGAAGAGGAAGUUCGUUUGUUGAAUAGCACAAUUCUUUAACAUGAGGGACUUGUCUACUUUUUUCUUCUUUAAAAAAAAAGGAAGGAAAUACAAGCGAAGCUUUUGCAACCUGGUUUGCAAAUAAUGCUGGUGAAAUGGAGGAAUUGUUUGGGGAGGGGAAAGAGGGAGAGAAGUAAAGGAGUAAGCUAUUUCUCUGUCUAACUGGAGCUGUCAUCAUCUCGUGUUCUGCACUGACUGAGUCAUGGAGGCUGUGUCUUGAGAGUGCAGGCUUGAGCCUCCAUGGAGCUGACACUGGAAUCCUCAAGCACCUGGCUAUUAGUCCAGCACCACAAAAAUGCGUUAUCAGUCCCUAUUUCUGGAGGGAUUUCUUUGAAUUGAGCCAUCUAUUAAGACUGCAAGGUCUUGCCCUUUUAUAUCAGAACUGUUCUGUUUAACUCAUGAAUUGUAUAGCUAAGCAUUACAUUUCUACAUUCCAGAAGAGCUUUUAUUUCCUUCCCCCACCCUCCCUCAGCCUCUCCCUCCCCUUCUCUCUCCUCUGAGCUGUAACAAAGCCUCUUUAAAUUGGUUUACCCUUUUGAAGCAGUCCUUUCUCAUAUUGAGAUGUACUGUGACUUUACUGAAUUUUCAUCACAAGAAGGGAGUGUUUCUUGUGCCAUUAACCAUGUAGUUUGUACCAUCACUAAAGGCUUGGAAAAGUGCGCACACACCAAGAUUGGCCAAGCAGGUAAAAUCUUGAGGCAUGAAUGAAAUCCCCUAGCAGUGCGCUGUGUGGUUCAGAGUCAAAAAAAAAAACCCCAAGAAACUUGACUUUAAACAGUUUUAUUUUUUCCUCUCAGACUUUAUGGAUAAUGUGACCUAGUCUUAUGCAAAUUUUCUAUUUCUAAAUUUACUACUAUGAUAUAGAAGUGCUGUUCAGCAUAAUUAAAAAAAAAAAACACUGCUGUUGUGACAGUGAGGAGAAGGAUGUAUUCCGUUUAGCUGUGUCUCUGGUAUUAAUUGCAUGUUAAACACUGGAGUUUCUUCUUGACAUUAGAUCAUUCUUUCCUUUCAAGGUGUUUCACUGCUGACACUGAAGAUGAAAUGUAAUUCAUAACUUGCACUAAAUGUAUAUUUCUUUUCUUAAAAAAUUACCAUUCUUAUUUAUAUUUUUAUGGAUUAAAAUUUAUAAAAAACAGAUCAGUUAAUAUUGCACUUAAAUAAUUUUACCUUUUUAAUGUGAUUUUUUUUAUAGACUAAUUCUGACUUACAAAUACAGAGGUAUGAACAAAGUUUACAAUGGGAGCAAGGAUUUAAAAGAGGUGGUGACUCCUCUGUGAUCAGUGUGUACAUGAUCCCUUCUUCUGAUCUCUCACUGCCAUCCCCUGGAAUAUGCCCUCCCAUCUCUAUCUGACCCACAAACUGGAAGGUUGAAAAUACCAUAAAUUUACUACUAGUAGAUUUAACCCAAAACUUAGUGUUAACCAUUUUUAGAAGAAUCAACAAAGAAAAGAAGAUUGUAAAGGUAGCCAUUAAAAUGUAAUCUGAUCAUAACCUCUGACUCACUGGUUAGCUCACAACCAUACCUGAAAUGUUGAUGAUGGUUUGAAUAGCAGUGGUGCACAUUUUUGCAGGAUGAGUUAAAAGGUACUGUAGUGUUUGGAACUGUUUUUGGAAACAUCUGUUUUAAUCAUAGUCUUAAUUCACUACUGGCAAAGGCAGUUUACCCAGUGCACUGGCCCAAAUGUCCUGUGAUUAUGCAUUUUUGAUAGGCAAAUGAAUUUUUGCAGAGAAGACAUUUUGUGAAACAACUGGCCAUGAGCCAUUUUUACAUUCUGAAAGUAACUCUUCACUUCUUAGUUCUUAAUAUAUUUGUAAGAUUACAUCGGAUCUGUAUGAUCUCAAAGACUUAAAAGAUCAUGAAGCCAUAUUAGAGUGAUUCAAAGUUGACCAAAAUGUUAGAAUUUCUCAGCUGAGCUAUCUGCCAAAAAUUAGUGUUUUUGUCUUGUUACUUCUUUGGCAGAUUUCAUGUUUUGUUUUUUUCAUAGCCCCUUCAUUGUUCCUUUGGCUAUCCACAGUGAGUUCAUUUUUAAGUGGUGGUUCUUAACAGCUUUCAACAUACUGGCAGUGUGUGAGGCACACCCCUGGGCUACAACUCCUCAGCAUGGCUGAUGGGAAAUGUACGGCUUCUGAUCCCAAGCCUUCAGAGGAGAAACCAGUUUCUUGCAGUUUCAGACAUGAAAUUGAAUGUGAAUUUUAUUUUCCACAUUUCCUCUUAAUUCAGAUUCUGCUUUUUCAUGGUCCUUCUUGCUUCAGAGACUGGCAUUUCAGGUGGAUAUUAAAGCGUACAUUUUCUUUGUUAUAUUUCUCUCUCUGAUAUGUCUUACUGCUGAAUACAAGAAAUGUGCCGUAUUUUUAAUGCAGUCAGAGGUUUUCUUUGUUACUACCAUCUAUUUUAUUUCCUUUCAUACAUUAAAGUUUGCUUUUGAAUGAAACAAGAUAGUAGAGACCAUGAAAUAAAUACAUGUGCCUAGCUAAUUGGCAAACUCACUGACCUACAUAAAAAGCGUAGCGCCUUGUUUGAGUACCUUUAUGAGAAGGUACAAUGAGAAUAGGCAAGGGUGUCAGCAUCUCUUAAUUGUUUUCAGUUUUGAUUCAUGAAGAAUGCUUAGUUUGUUAAUCUGUGAUGUUACCUAGAGCUGUAUUUAUCUGUUUUUAUUUAUACUAGUGUAGUAAAGCUGCAUAUCAUUACAGUAAAAAUGAUUACUGUGAUGACUUAAUCAGAAAAUCUAUUAAAAUCUCUAUGACAACUU
Nannospalax galili (Upper Galilee mountains blind mole rat) is the source of this 5910-nucleotide messenger RNA. It is a transcript of the gene Clcn3, whose product is annotated as chloride voltage-gated channel 3. Gene Ontology annotation, cellular component: synaptic vesicle; early endosome; Golgi apparatus. Gene Ontology annotation, biological process: transmembrane transport; chloride transport. Gene Ontology annotation, molecular function: voltage-gated chloride channel activity. NCBI's taxonomy places the organism in Eukaryota, Metazoa, Chordata, Mammalia, Rodentia, Spalacidae. The transcript is spliced from 14 exons. The record is from RefSeq and is a predicted model, not a curated record. The coding region runs from base 560 to 3160 and encodes 866 amino acids.